Molecule: messenger RNA, 1751 nt
Organism: Eurypyga helias (sunbittern)
Lineage: Eukaryota; Metazoa; Chordata; Aves; Eurypygiformes; Eurypygidae
Product: insulin-like growth factor 1 receptor
Exons: 7
Molecular function (GO): protein binding
Source: RefSeq, a predicted model, not a curated record
UUUGCGGGCCAAAUGUUGACAUUCGCAAUGAUAUCCAUGAGCUGAAACGCCUGGAGAACUGUACGGUAAUUGAGGGUUUCCUUCAAAUUCUGCUCAUCUCUAAAGCAGAGGAUUACCGCAACUUCCGCUUCCCAAAGCUCACUGUCAUAACUGACUAUUUGCUGCUGUUCCGUGUGGCAGGCUUGGAAAGCCUCAGUGAUCUCUUCCCCAACCUCACAGUCAUUCGUGGGAGGAACCUCUUCUACAACUAUGCCUUGGUUAUCUUUGAAAUGACUAAUCUUAAAGAGAUUGGGCUUCACAACUUGAGGAACAUAACUCGCGGGGCCAUCCGGAUUGAGAAAAACUCUGACCUGUGUUACCUCUCCACGGUGGACUGGUCUCUCAUCCUAGAUGCAGUGUCCAAUAACUACAUCGUUGGGAAUAAACCACCAAAGGAAUGUGGGGACUUGUGUCCAGGAACAAUGGAAGAGAAGCCAUUGUGCGAGAAGACAUCCAUCAACAAUGAGUACAACUACCGCUGCUGGACCACCAACCACUGCCAGAAAAUGUGCCCCAGCUCAUGUGGCAAGCGAGCCUGUACAGACCAAAACGAGUGCUGCCAUCCCGAAUGCCUGGGGAGCUGCACGGCGCCUGACAACAACACGGCUUGCGGGCCCUGCCGCAACUACUACUACGAAGGAGUCUGCAUGCCCACCUGCCCGCCCAACACCUACAAGUUCGAGGGCUGGCGCUGCGUGACAAAAGAGUUCUGCUCCAAAGUCCCCGCCACCGAAACAAGUGAAUAUGAGAGGUUCGUGAUUCACAACGAUGAGUGCAUGGCGGAAUGCCCCUCUGGAUUCAUCCGCAAUGGGAGCCAAAGCAUGUUCUGCAGUCCUUGUGAGGGGCCUUGCCCCAAAAUUUGUGAGGAUGGGAAAACGAAGACCAUUGACUCUGUCACAUCAGCACAGAUGUUGCAGGGAUGCACAAUUCUCAAGGGAAAUCUGCUGAUUAACAUCCGCCGUGGAAAUAACAUCGCCUCGGAACUGGAGAAUUUUAUGGGGCUGAUUGAGACGGUAACAGGGUAUGUGAAGAUUCGUCACUCCCAUGCAUUAGUCUCCCUGUCUUUCUUGAAGAACCUGCGAUACAUUCUGGGAGAGGAACAGGUGGACGGGAAUUAUUCCUUCUAUGUGCUUGACAACCACAAUCUUCAGCAGCUGUGGGACUGGAACCAUCAUAACCUGACGAUCAAGGAGGGGAAAAUGUACUUUGCGUUUAAUCCUAAACUGUGUGUUUCUGAGAUUUACCGUAUGGAGGAAGUUUCAGGAACCAAGGGACGACAGAGCAAAGGAGAUAUAAAUCCAAGGAACAAUGGGGAGAGAGCCUCUUGUGAAAGCCACAUUCUGCGGUUUGUUUCCAACACUACGCUUAAGAAUCGGAUUAAACUAACAUGGGAACGGUAUCGCCCUCCAGAUUAUCGAGAUCUCAUUAGCUUCACUGUUUACUACAAAGAAGCACCAUUCAAAAACGUGACGGAAUAUGAUGGGCAAGAUGCGUGUGGCUCCAACAGCUGGAACAUGGUCGACGUUGACCUGCCCCCAAACAAAGAGAAUAAUCCUGGAAUUCUGCUGCAGGGAUUGAAACCUUGGACUCAAUAUGCCAUUUAUGUCAAGGCUGUGACCCUCACAAUGAUGGAAAACCAUCACAUUCACGGAGCAAAAAGUGAAAUUGUGUAUAUACGCACCAAUGCUGCAGGUGAGAACCUGGGCUCUUGG